Molecule: messenger RNA, 1077 nt
Organism: Prorocentrum cordatum
Lineage: Eukaryota; Dinophyceae; Prorocentrales; Prorocentraceae
Source: the annotation of a GenBank genome assembly
CCGCGGCCCCCGCGGGGCUCCGAGGCGCCCCCCGCCCGGCUGGCCCCGCUCGCCGCGGCAGGCCGCGCGCCCCUCCCGCCCCGGCCUAUACUAUUACGGAUGGUCGACGCGGGUUGGCAACACACGGUGCUGCUCCGGAGCGACGGCACUGUCGCAGCCUUCGGCGACAAUGAGGGAGGCCAGUGCGACGUGCCGGCGCUGGAGGGAGGCGUGACCUACACGCACGUCGCCGCGGGUGCGUGCCACACGGUCCUGCUCCGGAGCGACGGCACGGUCGCAGCCUUCGGCGGCGACAAUGAGGAAGGCCAGUGCGACGUGCCGGCGCUGGAGGGAGGCGUGACCUACACGCACGUCGCCGCGGGUACCUACCACACGGUCCUGCUCCAGAGCGACGGCACGGUCGCAGCCUUCGGCGUGACCUACACCCACGUCGCCGCGGGUAUCUUCCACACGGUCCUGCUCCGGAGCGACGGCACGGUCGCAGCCUUCGGCGACAAUGAAGGAGGCCAGUGCGACGUGCCGGCGCUGGAGGGAGGCGUGACCUACACGCACGUCGCCGCGGGUGCGUGCCACACGGUCCUGCUCCGGAGCGACGGCACGGUCGCAGCCUUCGGCGGCCACAAUGAGCAAGGCCAGUGCGACGUGCCGGCGCUGGAGGGAGGCGUGACCUACACGCACGUCGCCGCGGGUGCGUACCAGAUGGUCCUGCUCCGGAGCGACGGCACGGUCGCAGCCUGCGGUUACAAUGAGGAAGGCCAGUGCGACGUGCCGGCGCUGGAGGGAGGCGUGACCUAUACCGCGCGCCUGUUUGGAGUUAAGCUGCUCCUGCAGGCAUCAUUCGACGGCGGCUCACUGCGCUUUUUGACCUUGGGCGGGGUGGAGCGCUGCCGACUCCUGGCCGCCCCUGGUGCUCUGCUCGCAGAUGUGCACCACCAGCUGCUGGCUGAGCAUACCGCAGGGAGGCUGGGCCAAGGAUUCGACCGCGUCGACGCCGUCCUGCCAGAGAGGCUUCUCCUGAGUGAGGUCUCGGCCGACGAGACCGUCGCAGAGGUUUUUGGGCCCGCUCAGCGCGGCUAG